ACCUAAAGGAGGCUGCUUUAACCGACCGGAGCUCCGUUCGGUGAAGGCGCUCUCCUCUCUCCCUCUAAUAUAUCUAUUUGAAUUCUGCCCUUGUUUAGAAGAUCUUACAACUUACAAGGGAAGAAACUAGACAAAUUUCAAUGGCGACGGCGUCGGACGCUCGAGCUGUGAAGUCUCUCGAUGAGACGGGUCGAAAGCGCUUUGUUUUCAAAACUUUCACCCAACAAAUAGAAGAAGUUGAAAUUGACGUUUACCGGAGUCUUGUUCCUGUUAAGAUAGAGCCCUCUGAAGGGUCAUCUUUUUUCAGGGAUUGCCUUGUUGAAUGGAGGGAACUGAACACUGCUGAAGAUUUCAUAUCUUUUUAUGAAGAAAGUAUGCCGUUUGUGCAAACUCUACCCCAAAUAAUACUGCAUAAGGAGCUGAUUUGUACAAAACUACUCUCAAGAUUGCAAAUAAAUGCGAGACUGUCACUUGAACCCAUAUUGAGGCUGAUUGCAGCCUUGGCUAGAGAUCUCCUGGAGGACUUCUUGCCAUUUCUUCAGAAACUAGCUUGUUCUUUAGUGAGUCUUCUAAAAAGUGGAGCUGACAGGGAGCCAGAAAUUAUUGAUCAGAUAUUUACUUCAUGGUCAUGCAUUAUGAUGUAUUUGCAAAAAUAUCUCACACGAGAUAUUGUGUCUAUUGUCAGGAUUACAGUUAAAUUGAGGUACUACUCCAAGGAAUAUGUACAAGAGUUCAUGGCAGAAUCUGUGUCAUUCUUGCUACGGAAUUCCCCUGUUGAGCAGCUCAUUAAAGGCAUAAAAAGAAUCAUGCUUGAAGUUACUAAGAAACCUGUGGAGUUCAGAAAAUCUGGAUCCAGUGCUUUAUUAUGGUAUGCCAUGAGAGGAACUUCAUCAAAGUUGCAUUCAAGAGCAGGGCAGGUGCUGCGGUUAUUGAUGGAUAAAUCAAUACUGGGCAUUGGAGACAACGCUGUUCAAGACAACAAUCCUGUCAUGGAGGUUGUCACUACUGUUUUCCAAAGAUUAUGCCAGGAGCUUGAACCAAAGGAGUUGAAUCUACUGUGGGACUGUUUGAUCCAGGGCAUUUCUGAGUCUGUUACUGUUACAGCAGUUACCAAUGGUUCUCAAAUGCAUCUGAGUAGAUUGUUGUCCCUGCUUGUUACUACAAUUGAAAUUGAGCAUGUGAAAAAACUUUCAGAUUUCAAACCUUUCCUUCAACUCAUUGAGGUGCUUAUACGGAAAUUUAUAAUGCCUUCUGGAAUAUGUAAACCUGACGAUCAACCUGAAGUUGUUAAUGAAGUGCUACAGCUAAUGCGGUGCAUACUUGAUGGGCUUCAUCUUUCUAGUAACAUGCAAAUUAUUUAUAGUCUAUCAAAUGAUUGGAGUCCUGUUUUCAAAUUGAGAAAUUCAAGUUUGCUUGCAUUUAUUCAUAAAUUGCUUCUGAAGGACCCAAGUAUUAUACAUGCCUUCAAACACAACAUAAUAAGUGCAUUGAGUGAGCUUUUAGAAGACAAUGAGGAAGAAGUUAUACUUCUGUUGGUUAUUUUCUGUGAAAGAAUUAAGGUGCAUCACUCCAGCUUUUUAGAGGAAGCAUCAAAAGAAGACAUUUCAAAGAUCUCCAGAUACUUGCAGAAGAAUGUCCAAUACUGGAUACAGACGAUCAAUGAUAUUGUGUGUGGUGAACUGGAGUAUCAGUUCCAGAGCUCUAAGCUGGCUUUGCUUUGGGCAGUCAUUAGCUGCUACCCAUAUAUGAUAGACAUCCAAUCCAAUUCAUCCUUGUUAUUGGAUUUUGUAGAUGCAGUUGACCAACUUCUUAUGACUGCAUCUGGAAUCACGUCAGAUUUUCAAUGUCAGACAUGGGAAGGCCUAAUUGGUGCUGCUUUAAGUUCCUAUAACAAACUGCUUGUUGAUAACCACAAUAGAGAUAGAGAUUUGAGAUAUUUCUUACAGAUUGUAGAAAGGCACAAGUUAUCUCCACAAAUCCUGAAUAGUGUAGCUGAUAUGCUGGACUCUAUAAAUGGACCUCCGCUGGAAGCAGAUGGAAGCAAUGAAGCAUUAUUGCCUGUGGAACUUGGUAUCAACAAAUCUGAGGAAUUAUUUUGCAAGUUGAAUGAGAACUUGAGCCAUCCCAAGAAAAUAAUCCGGCUUUCAACUUUAAGGAUACUAUGCCAUAUUGACCCUUCUAGUGGUGAAGUCUCUACCAAGAAUCAGCAUCAUGUUGACAAGACAAUGAUAACUGAAUCAUCCGAGACUUUCUUUGCCAACAAUGGAGUAAAUGUUCUCCAGCUCUUUUUGUCCAUAGAGACAACUCCUCUUUCAGUAGGCUCCAGUAGAACAAUUGACCUUUUGAUUUCAAGAAUAGAGACUGCACUUGCUGCUGGAAACAUAUCUGACUCAUUUAUUUCAUCUGCUUUAUACGCGAUUAUUGGCAUCUUGCACAACCGCUUUACGUAUUUAUGGGAUCCAGCUUUGAAGUGUCUUGCAGUUCUAAUUAGCAAGCACAUUCAAACAACAUGGGAUAAAUUUGUCAAAUAUCUGGAACACUGCUUAGCUAUGUGUCUAGCAUCAAAAGACACGCCUGAUGAAGGCAAAUCUGAAACAACUUCUAGUGAUUUGGUUGAGCGCUUCAAUUUGUUCCUUUCCCCUUCAUCUGACAGUAGCACUCCUUGGAUGUCGGUUCUCUCCUCAUUGAUACAAUGCCUGCAAAAAAUUCCAUCUCUAACUGAAUCUAAGUCAAGGCAAAUGGUCCCUCUGUUCUUAAGGUUUCUGGGCUACAACAGUGAUGAUGUUGUCUGUGUGUGGUCAUUCAACAUAAAGGCAUGUAAAGGAAAAGAUUGGAAAAGUAACCUUAAGGAGUGGUUGCAACUGUUUACAUUGAUGCGGAAUCCCAAGUGCUUAUAUAAGGGUCAUUUUCUUAAAGAAAUUAUGCAACAUAGGCUUCUUGAUGACAAUGAUUAUGAGAUACAGAUAAAGGUUCUUGAUUGCCUGUUGAAUUGGAAAGAUAGUUCCUUGCUUCCCUAUGAUCAACACCUAAAGAAAUUAAUCUGCUCAAAAAAUCUAAGAGAGGAAUUAACAACAUGGAGCUUGUCCAAAGAAUCCAAGCUUAUUGAAGAUCAUCACAGAACUUAUCUCGUUCCUUUGGUUAUUCAAAUUUUAAUGCCAAAAGUACGGAAGCUGAAGACAUUAGCCUCUAGAAAGCAUAAGAGUCUGAACCAUCGGAAGGCAGUUCUUGGAUUCCUGUCACAUGUUGACAUCAAUGAGCUUGUUUGUUUCUUUGCGUUGCUAUUAAAGCCAUUGCUCAACAUAUCCCCUGAAAUUUGGUUUGAGGAGAUCUCCAAAUGGUCUUGGGAUUCGUCUGAAAGGUUAAUGCAUAAUGCUGAUGUGUGUAGUAUCUUAAAGUAUUUCACUGAGAAAAAUAUACUAUCUCUUUCUUGGAAGAAAAGAAAUGGCUUUUUGCAUGUCAUUGAAGAUAUUCUUGGAGUUUUUGAUGAACUGCAUAUCAAACCUUAUCUGGAUCUGCUAAUGGGUUCUGUCAUCCGCAUACUCUGGAGCUGCACAGUAAGCAUUGACUGCUGGAAAAACAGCAGAUUAACUGAAGACGAGACUAUCAGUGAAGCAGAUGGUUAUGACAUGACUAGCACCUCUGUGAAGCAACUGAAGGACAUUCGAACUUUAUGUCUGAAAAUAAUUUCAUUCAGCCUUAAUAAAUAUGAAGACCAUGAUUAUGGCAGUGGAUUUUGGGACAUGUUCUUUGCAUCAGUGAAGCCUUUGAUUGAUGGUUUCAAGCUAGAGGGUGCUAGUAGUGAGAAACCCAGUUCAUUAUUUUCUUGUUUUCUUGCUAUGAGUAGUAGCCACAAGCUUGUAUACUUGCUUCAUAAGGAGAAUAAUCUUGUUCCGGAUAUCUUCUCCAUGCUAAAUGUCAAGACAGCAUCCGAAGCCAUUGUUUCUUGCGUAUUGAAGUUUGUGCAGAACCUUUUGACUCUGGAUAAUGAAUUAGAUGAAGGAGAUGACGCCAUCAAGAGAGUGCUACUUCCUAACCUUGAUGUGCUUGUCUGCAGUUUGCACAGGCUUUUCAGGUCCAGCACUGUCACAAGGAAAUUGGUGAAGUCCCUUGGAGAAAGAGAGCUCAGGAUUCUCAAGCCAUUAUUGAAGUACAUCAAAGAUCCUUCUGCAGCUAAGAAAUUCGUUGAUAUCCUGCUCCCGCUACUUGCAAAGGGCAUAAAAAAUUCUGAUGCAUGUAUUGAAGCACUGGAGGUGAUUAGACAGCUUAUACCUAUUUUGAAUGAUGAUUGCACAAGAGACAUUCUAUCCUCUGUUCCCUCACUUCUCAUUUCUUCUGGUCAAGAUGUCCGGCUGUCUAUUUGUGAUCUUCUUGAUGUUCUUGCUGAAAGGGAUUCCUCUGUAAUCCCCGUGGCAAAACUUAUCCAUGAACUGAAUGCAACGUCUACCACUGAAGUUGGCAGUCUGGACUAUGAUGUAAUAAUCGGUGCUUAUGAGAAUAUUCGGUCGGGCUUCUUUCAAACUGUCAGAGAGGAACAUGCUCUAAUCUUUUUGUCUCAUGCUGUGCAUGAUAUGUCAUCUGAAGAAUUAAUUUUAAGGCAAAGUGCUUAUAGCUUAUUGCUUUCAUUUGUUGAAUUCUCUGCUGAAAUUAUUGGAGUGAAAAAGUUAGAUGGGUGUUGGACUGAAGCAUGCAUCCACAAGAUUGUGAACAAGUUCCUCUUGAAACAUAUGGGAGAUGCAAUGACCAAAGAAUCAUCUGUUCAAAAGAUAUGGCUUGAUUUGUUGCGGGAAAUGGUAUUGAAGCUUCCAACUGUGCAUAUUCUUGAACCAUUUAAGGCAUUGUGCAAUGAAGAUGCAGAGCAAGAUUUUUUUAAAAAUGUUCUUCAUUUACAGAGACAUAGGAGAGCAAGGGCUUUGACAAAAUUUAAGAACUUUGCCGACUCUGGCAAUCUGUCGGAGGCUGUGUUGAGUAAGAUAUUUAUCCCUCUAUUUUUUGCGAUGCUAUUUGAUGUUCAAGAUGGAAAGGCAGAACACUUGAAAAAUGCAUGUGUGGAGGCUCUUGCAUCUGUUUCUGUUAAUAUGAAAUGGCAGUCAUACUUCACAUUUCUGAACAAAUGCUUCCGAGAAUUGGUUAGGAGGCCUGACAGGCAGAAAAUUCUCUUUAGGCUUAUUUGCUACAUUCUGGACCACUUCCACUUUACUGAAGGUCCUAUUGUUCAAGAAGCUGACUUUUCAGCUAUGGAUGUAUCAAAACCAGGCAUGGACGAAGCAACCUAUUCAACUAAAUCUAUUGAUAUUUCUGAAAUACACUCUUGUCUUCAAAAAAGUAUAUUGCCAAAGAUUCAAAAGCUGGUGAGAUCUGAUAGUGUUGAUGUGAACACCAAUCUUGUCAUGCUCAAACUAUUAAAAUUGCUACCUAUUGAUGUCUUGGAGGUGCAACUUCCAAGUAUCAUGCAUCGCAUUUCUAACUUCCUUAAGCAUCGGCUGGAAAGCAUACGUGAUGAAGCUAGGAUUGCUUUAGCAGCCUGUUUGAAAGAAUUAGGUCUGGAUUACUUGCUUUUUGUUGUGAAAACGGUUAAAUCCAUCUUAAGACGAGGAUAUGAAUUGCAUGUAUUGGGGUAUACUCUUCAUUUUCUUUUGUCAAAACAUCUUGCAACUCCAACUAUUGGAAGAUUGGAUUAUUGUCUUGAGGAGCUUCUUUCUGUGGCGGUGAAUGACAUUCUUGGAGAUGUUUCAGAGCAAAAAGAGGUAGACAAGAUAGCAUCAAAAAUGAAAGAGACAAGAAAGGUAAAGUCAUUUGAAACCCUAAUGAUUAUUUCUCAAAAUGUCACAUUCAAAACCCAUGCCUUGAAGAUGCUUUCACCAAUCACAGCUCGUCUGCAGAAGCACAUGACACCUAAAUUGAAAGUGAAAUUGGAAAAUAUGCUGAGCAAUAUAGCUGUUGGCUUUGAGAGCAAUCCAUCUGUGAAUCAGACCGAUCUGUUUAUAUUUAUUUAUAGCCUUAUUGAAGAUGGAAUUAACAGCGAAAAUCAUAAACAUGCAACCGCAGUUGUAAAACCUAACCAAGCCUCUGAAGAUGAGAUUAACACUCCAAGAGUCAUCACACAGGGAAGGUUGAUUGAUGCUGGUCGACAAUGUUCUCAUCUUGUGACUGUUUUUGCUCUUCGUAUGCUUCAGAAUCGUUUGAAGAAUAACAAAGCAGAUAGGAGGGAGGAACAAUUGUUAGCAAUGUUGGACCCUUUUGUCCGAUUGCUCUCUGAUUGCUUAAAUUCGAAAUACGAGGAUGUUAUGUCUUCUUCACUUAGAUGUCUUGUUCCAUUACUUAGUUUGCCUUUACCAUCCAUAGAAUCACAAGCUGAUAAAAUAAAGAUGUCUUUGUUGGUAAUUGCUCAAGGUUCAUUAAAUGCAAGCAGUCCCCUAACGGAAUCUUGCCUGAAGUUGUUGACAGUCCUACUGCAGAGUACCAGUAUUACCCUUUCUACGGAUCAAUUGCAUAUGUUGAUCCAAUUUCCAGUGUUUGUUGAUCUUGAAAGAAAUCCAUCGUUUGUUGCUCUUUCACUCUUAAAAGCGAUUAUUAGGCGAAAGUUGGUUGUCCAUGAGAUAUAUGAUGUCGUCACAUGUGUUGCAGAACUCAUGGUAACUAGUCAAGUUGAACCGAUCAGAAAGAAAUGCAGUCAAAUCCUUUUGCAGUUUUUACUUGACUAUCAUCUUUCUGAGACACGCUUGCAACAACAUCUUGAUUUCCUGCUUUCAAAUCUGAGGUAUGAACAUUCUGAAGGAAGAGAAGCUGUUCUUGAACUGCUCCAUGCUAUCAUUGUCAAAUUUCCAAAGGAUGUAAUAGAUGAACAUUCCCAUAUGAUUUUUGUCCAUUUAGUUGUCUGUUUGGCCAAUGAUCAUGACAGUAAAGUCCGGUCCAUGACUGGUGCUGCUAUAAAACUUUUAAUAGGACAUGUCAGCUCACGAGCACUUGAUUCCAUCCUCGAAUUCAGUUUAUCUUGGUAUAGUGGCGAAAAGCAACAGUUGUGGAGUGCUGCUGCUCAGGUAUUAGGUUUAUUAGUGGAGGUGAUGAAGAAAGGAUUUGGAAGAUACAAUGACACUAUCUUGUCAAUGAUGAAAGUUAUUUUGCAAUCUUCUAUGAAGGCUUGUGAAAACAAAGACCUGGGUAAUUCUGAUGAGGCCUCUAUUCCCAUGUGGAAAGAGGCAUAUUACUCCCUAAUUAUGUUUGAGAAGAUGCUUCACCAGUUCCAGGAUUUGUGCUUAGCAAGUAAACUUGAGGAUAUAUGGAACAUCAUUUGUGAGCUACUUUGGCAUCCACAUAUGUGGUUGCGCAAUAUAUCAAACCGUCUGGUGGCCAUAUACUUUAAUUCUGUAGCUGAUGCGACGAGCAGAGGAAAUAAUGAAAGGCCUUUUGGAACUUACUUUCUGACAACACCAAGUAAACUGUUUCUAGUAGCUUCUUCUUUGUGUAGUCAUCUGAAGUCUGAAAAUAUUGACAAUGCAACUGGUAGCUUGAUUACACAAAAUGCUGUCUUUGCAAUUUGUGGUAUUCAUUCUUUGAUGGGAGAGAGACAAAGCAUGAACUUUGACACUAAAGAGAAUGAGAUUUUUCUCAAAGCUUUUCAGUUACUCGAGUCAGGAAAAGGAAGAACAGAAUUUGCUACCAUUAUUUCUGGUGAUAACAUGCAAGAAAAUGGCGAUCAUCAGUCUCCACUUGUCGUUUAUUUGCUCAAGAGAAUGGGAAAUGUUGCUAUUCAGAUGGAAUCUAUACAGAUGAAAAUUGUUUUCAACAUUUUUACGUUACUUGCAAAGAAGAUUACUAGCCAAAACAAUGUUUCAGCUGACACAACUGAGCAUGAGAAACAGAGUUAUGUCUAUCAAUUGCUUCUGCCCAUUUACAAAGUUUGUGAAGGAUUUUCUGGCAGAGCUAUACAAGAUGAGAUUAAGCUGAUGGCACAAGAGAGCCUUGAAAGCAUAAGAGAUACAUUAGGUAUGCAUAAUUUUGUACAAGUGUACAACGUAAUCAGGAAGGAUCUGAAGGAGAAUAGGGACAAGAGAAAACGAGAAGAGAAACUCAUGGCGGUUGUUAAUCCAAUGCGAAAUGCCAAGAGGAAGCUGAGACUAGCAGCAAAAAGUAAAGCCAACAAGAAGAGAAAAGUCACGAGUUUGAAGUUGACACAAUGGAUGCGCUAAUACUAUUAUAACAAGUGAGAAACAAUCUCUUGCGCCCGCAUCAGAUUGCAAUUUUGGGACCGGAUAAUCAUUUUAAAUUAGUUGUUCAGCCUUUUUGUCUUUAUAGCUUACACUAACUAAAUCAACCAUUUUUUCAAUGUUUUUGAUUUUGUGUGUACAUGUAUAUAAUAUUUAUUUAAAAGUCUGCAUUUUAAUUUGUUUU
Impatiens glandulifera is the source of this 8388-nucleotide messenger RNA. RefSeq names its product small subunit processome component 20 homolog. The transcript is spliced from 31 exons. Gene Ontology annotation, cellular component: small-subunit processome; nucleolus; 90S preribosome. The record is from RefSeq and is a predicted model, not a curated record. The coding region runs from base 141 to 8186 and encodes 2681 amino acids. Lineage: Eukaryota; Viridiplantae; Streptophyta; Magnoliopsida; Ericales; Balsaminaceae.